Hyalella azteca is the source of this 1315-nucleotide messenger RNA. Its product is annotated as E3 ubiquitin-protein ligase TRIM38-like. The record is from RefSeq and is a predicted model, not a curated record. The transcript is spliced from 3 exons. Gene Ontology annotation, molecular function: zinc ion binding. The annotation marks the transcript as partial. NCBI's taxonomy places the organism in Eukaryota, Metazoa, Arthropoda, Malacostraca, Amphipoda, Hyalellidae.
GAAUUAAGGUAGCUCGGGAAAUAUAAUUUAUUUUCUCUAACUUUGUACAAAGAUUUGCAUGGAAAACUUGUGCAUGUUCAAGUCAUGGAACAGAUGAAAUAUCUCGAAUGCAGUGUUUGUAACGAGACUUAUAACGACUCUGAUCACAGGCCUAUAUCCCUUCCAUGUGGUCAUGUUUUCUGCGGUCCCUGCCUCCACCAAGUAGAGGAAAGAAAGAUAUUGCGGAGAACCGCCACGAACGCGGAGAACUUGCCUCGAUGUCCAUCCUGCAGAGAACCUUGGGAUGGGGAAUCUGCACGAUUUCCUGUCUGUUAUAUGCUCAUCCCCAAUGAUGCAGAUAAUUUGGAGGCUGCUGCUGGUGAAAAUCAAGAUGGCGUGUGCUCCUCACAUCGACUGCAGCAUGAAUUUUGGUGCUCCAGCUGCUCGCAAGCUAUCUGUAAGAAAUGUUUGAAGUCUCAUCGUAACCACUGCACCAUCCUGCCAGCGGAUCUUUUGGAGGGAGAGUUUAACAGUGACCUCCAAAAGUCGAAUUUCUUCGUAAAUGGCGAAGAAGUAAUAAAAAGCAUAGAUGAAGCUGUGCGGGACUGCGACUCAGCUUUGCAGUUGAUGCGCAAGAUUCGGGCCUUUGAAAGGGAAUUUAUACUUCGCAAGAAGAACCUUGAGAAACAACGACAGAAUUUGAAGGAAGCUAUAAAUUCAAUGAAGAACUGCAAGAAAGAAGAAUCGUUUGAUGCGACGUGUGAAAAAUUAUGGAACUUCUUUCGAAUGAAAUCUCAUGGUGAUAUGCUAUGCGAAACUCUGGAGAAUAACUGCCGGCGAAUAAUUGAUCAGACGUCGGACCUGCAGGGAUCAUUUGAGAGGGCGGAAGCAGCUUUGCAGGCAAGAAUUAUAGAACUUAUGCCAUCCGAAUUCCUGCCAAAUAAUACAGAAUGGGAUAUACGAGGAGAGUAUGCGGCGCAGAAGGCCAUGGCAACCCUAAGAAAUUCCAACAAUAAACCCCAGGGCUGCGUGACUGUGUGGUCCACAGCCUCAGAACCCGUGCAACAUUUGUCACUCCUGCUUGUCCAGCUGGCAGAGGCCGGCUGUGCAAUUACCCUGCAUCUCCUGGACUCCUUCUGGUCACGAGAAUCGCCGCCCACAGACUGUCACAGACUGGAACCUUUCCUACAAGCUGGUCAUGGACACGCGUUGCAUUUCUUCCACGGUUACGUCAAAGCCUCGACGCUGCAGGCCAUGACAUCACUGCAGUACAUCGGCCUGCGCAUCGAAGAGUCCACGGACGUCAAAACGCUGAACUCCGCAAGGUGUUCUAGGG